AAUGGGGAUUUGUGGUGAAAGGAAGGGAAAGAGGGAGGGACAGAAGAGACACUCUCAUGUUUUCCUUGCUCAUUUGAGUAGAGGAAGGGGAGGUCCAGUUUGUGUCAUAAAUCCAUGUAUCCAAGUCAGUGAGGAAGAGAAGAAAGACAGCGAUAUUUAACCAUCAAAUAUGCAAUGAGGCAGAUGAACGCAGGCCACAACAAGGACUGAAUGACAGGACUGGUGUGAAGAUUAAGACUAUAUUUAGUAUCAGGAGUGAGCUUUGUGACAUUCAGACAGCUUUUACCACCACACUUCACUAAAGGCACCUGGUGAAGGUUCAACGGGAGCUGCACUUUUCUCUCAAGACUCAGGAAGACCUGAGUCGUCGCCCUUUGAUUCACGCUGACAAGCAGUCAUGAGCUCCUUCGUGUAUGGCUGUGUCAUUGACUUCUUCACCUACGAGACCACCAAGUCUGUGGUGGUCAAGAGCUGGUCUGUGGGCAUCAUCAACCGGAUCGUACAGCUUCUCAUCAUCACAUAUUUUGUCGGCUGGGUCUUCAUCCAUGAGAAAGCUUAUCAGAUAUCUGACACCAACAUUGAGUCCUCUGUGAUGACCAAAGUAAAAGGUUUUGGUCACCAUAACAACCGUGUCAUGGAUGUGGCUGACUACGUCUAUCCCCCACAGGGUGCAGGUGUGUUCUGCAUCAUGACCAGAGUCCUCAUCACUGAAAAUCAGUUCCAAGGAAAAUGCGCAGAGACUAAUAAGAUGUUCAGUUGUGACACAGAUGAAGAUUGCCACAAGUAUUUUGGUUCCAUCCUCUCCAAUGGGGUUAUAACAGGUAUUUGCCUUAAGUCCUCUGAUGGCUCCAAGGGUCAGUGUGAGAUUGAAGGAUGGUGUCCAGCCGAGAGCGACAAACAUACAGUCACGCCGAUGCUGCAAGUGACAAACUUCACCAUUUUCAUCAAAAACAGCAUUCGCUUCCCACUGUUUGAUGUCACCAGGGGGAACUUUCCUUCCGAUAUGACGUCCAAGCAGAUCAAGAGCUGUAACUACCACCCAGUGACUAACCGCUUCUGCCCCAUCUUUCGGGUUGGGGACGUGCUGAACUAUACUGGGCAGACUGUGGAAAACCUGGCAGAAAAGGGUGGAGAAAUAGGAAUAAACAUUGAGUGGAAGUGUAACUUGGACCUGAACAUUGAUAAAUGUGUGCCCAAUUACUCUUUCACACGACUGGAUGCACCAUUUGACAAGAAUGCCGUCUCUAAAGGAUACAACUUCAGAUUUGCCAAACAUUUCAAGACAGACAAUGGGACUGAAUUUCGGACACUUCACAAAGCAUUUGCAAUCCGCUUUGAUGUUAUGGUCACUGGAAGUGCAGGAAAGUUUAACACCAUCCCAACACUGAUCAGCCUGGUAGCUGCUUUCACAUCUGUUGGACUGGGUACGGUUCUGUGUGACGUGAUUUUACUGAACUUCCUGAAGGGGGCAGACCAGUAUAAAGCCAAGAAAUUUGAAGAGGUAAUGUGUCUGAACGCUCAGAUAAAGGCGUCCCUCACUCAGAGCCCAGGCAGCCAGCUCUCACUCAGGACAGGUAUCAAGAGUUCCUAUGACUCUGGAGCCAUCUCCCUUUCUACCUGUGACCAGCCUGUCUGACUGACUACAACAACAACAGCCAUCUGAAGAAAUGAACGUUCCCCUUUCUCUCUCUUUCUGUUUUCCUUACUGACUUGCACGAGAUUGUUUCUACCUUUUCUGGAUCCUACAGUCAGUUUUAAGUUUGGCAAGUUUAUGGAAAUGGGUAAAGGAGGACAACCAGCUUCAUGAUGUCGCAACUAGAAAUGGGAGUCAGAAGUAAACUAAUGUCAUUAAAUUCAGAGGGAAACAUACAGUAAUAAAAAUAUUAUUUUAUUAUGAGCUGUUUCUUUUUACAGCAUUUUAACUACAAUAAACUGUACCCUUAUGUUAAAGAUAAUUAAGUAAAUUAUUAUUAAGGCUAAAUAAAUCCUGCUCUUAUUUCUAGUUAGCUUUGCUCAGAUGAGCCAUAAUUUAAAAAAAAAAAAAAAAGUGUCAAUAUGAGAAACACUGCUGAGAAUAAAACUAUUUGCGUUACAUCUUUAGAGUAUUUCUCUUUGUCGU
This is a messenger RNA of Lates calcarifer (barramundi perch), 2119 nucleotides long. It is a transcript of the gene p2rx3a, whose product is annotated as purinergic receptor P2X, ligand-gated ion channel, 3a. Gene Ontology annotation, biological process: monoatomic cation transmembrane transport; response to ATP. Gene Ontology annotation, cellular component: plasma membrane; nuclear inner membrane. The coding region runs from base 398 to 1636 and encodes 412 amino acids. The transcript has 12 exons. Lineage: Eukaryota; Metazoa; Chordata; Actinopteri; Centropomidae. Gene Ontology annotation, molecular function: extracellularly ATP-gated monoatomic cation channel activity; purinergic nucleotide receptor activity; ATP binding. The record is from RefSeq and is a predicted model, not a curated record.